AUGUCCGAUUACUUACAUUUCGUAGAUGCUAUCACUUAUUUUACGACGCUCAUGUGCGUUUUGAGGGCCGACUGCAUUGUCUUCCCAAUCUCUCCAAGAAAUUCGGCUGCUGCCGUUGCCCAUUUGCUCGGGAAAGUGGGGGUCGAUCAUGUUCUGGUUGGGCGCGAGGCCGCCAUGCAGGACCUGAUCGUGGAGUCACUGGCGAAAUUGAAGGAAACAUCCCCCUCUCAACCCUCCCCAACUUAUUCUCCGACGUUCAUCUUUGACGAAAUCUUCCUUCCGUCUUUUGAGGAGGCACUCGUUCUCAAACCUGAUGAGCUUCCACUCACCACACAAUCUAACGAUCCUGUGUUAUAUCUUCACUCGUCUGGUACGUUCUGGCACUACCCACAAGCCAUCGUUCGCUCAUGUCAUUUGGUCUUUAUUUACUAG
This is a messenger RNA of Marasmius oreades (fairy-ring Marasmius), 432 nucleotides long. RefSeq lists its product as uncharacterized. Bases 1 to 432 code for a protein of 143 amino acids. The transcript has a single exon. Lineage: Eukaryota; Fungi; Basidiomycota; Agaricomycetes; Agaricales; Marasmiaceae. The record is from RefSeq and is a predicted model, not a curated record.